AUGCCUCUUCUGCCAUUGCCAAAAAGGGAGACCACUCAGUCCAAGUUGGACAGCCUCUACUUGAGGUUGAAGGACGUCUACAUACCAACUCGAGAUGGCAGUGAGCUUUGCGCUGAUAUCUUUCUACCCUUGAGUGUCGAACAAUAUGAGAAAGUCCCGGUCCUCUUAUCCAUGUGUCCCUAUGGCAAAGAUGUCCAUGCCCUUGAAUGGGGAUUGCCACAGACGGACAUUUACGCUAAGAUGAAUGCCAAAAUCGAACCUCUAGGUCCCGACGCUGGGUUUGAGGCCCUCGAUCCACUAAUCUGGACCACAGAAUUUGGAUACGCUUUGAUAAGAAUCGAUUGCCGGGGCGUGGGCGGAACUCCAGGAAUGCUUGAUCCUUUUGGACUCCAGAGAACACUCAAGUCGGGCCAGGACGCAGAGGGAAAUGACCUCUAUGAUGCCAUCGAGUGGGCUGCACGUCAAUCAUGGUGCAACGGAAAGGUGGGAAUGAGUGGUAUCAGCUAUCUCGGAAUGGCUUGCUGGUGGGCAGCGCAACAGAACCCGCCAUCUCUUAAAGCAGUAGUGCCAUGGGAAGCUGGAAGUGAUUUGCUGUAUUCCUUAUUUCGACCUGGGGGACUCUCUAAUUCCAACUUCUUAGCGCAUUGGUGGAAGAACUGUGUGCUUCCAUACCAACAUGGCCGUUUGGAAGGUGUAUCAGAGGACGAGCUUCAAAGUCAUCGAGUGGACUUUUUGAAAUGCCGCAGUUGGGAAUUUCGUAGCGAUGGCUCAUUCCCGAUUCUAGACCGCCUCAGGAGGUUCGAUAACAUAAAAAUUCCGUUCUAUUCCUCUGCCAACUAUAUGGACACUGAGGUUCAUGCUCCUGGAAAUAUUCUAGGUUAUAUGUGGGGCACAUCACAGACAAAAUACCUAGAGACACACACGGGGGAUCAUCUUCACGCCUUCUACAGUCGAGAUGGAAUAGAUCGACAACGAUGCUUUUUGGACCACUUCCUGAAGGACGAUGGCAAAUCUCUACAGGGAAUUCCGAACGUUGAUCUGCUCGUCAGAAAAGGUGCAAGAACUUAUCGGCGUGCCGAGCAAGACUUCCCUCCGUACGAUACUGAGUAUCAAGAGUACUUCUUGACUUCUGACGGGCAACUCUUGGAUGAAUAUCCGGGUAACAGCAAUGAGAUAAUAGUUGAGUACACAGGUCUCAAUAGUUCAAAGGUAUUCUCUACCAAGCCUCUAGGCGAGAACUUCGAGCUGUUGGGAUUUCCCUACAUGGUUCUCGACGUCGCAACGACUGCCAAAGACAUGGACCUGUUCAUAACAAUGACAAACAUGGAACCGAGCGGGGAUUUGGUUCAGCUGGAGGGUAAUCACGGCGAACCAUCCGUUGCAGUAACUCGUGGAUAUCUACGAUUGUCGCAUCGCGAGCUGGAUGAACAGCGAUCCACGGAGCAUCUUGUGAUUCUUAGCCACCAAAGCUCAGCACCAGUGGAACCAGAUACACGAUACCAGAUCAAAGUUCCCAUACAGGCAACAAGUAUGGUAUUUGAGAAGGGUCACAAAAUCCAGAUAGAGCUAGGUAGUCGAGACAGUGAAACUUUACUCGACGUGAUGAAGCACCAGGGCUUCGACCGUACAAUGGAUCGCUUUGGAGGGAAGAACACAAUUUUCAAUGGAAGUAAGAUUAUCCUGCCUUUCGUCAGGCGCAUCUAUCAAUAG
Molecule: messenger RNA, 1710 nt
Organism: Talaromyces rugulosus
Lineage: Eukaryota; Fungi; Ascomycota; Eurotiomycetes; Eurotiales; Trichocomaceae
Exons: 3
Coding region: 1-1710 (569 amino acids)
Molecular function (GO): dipeptidyl-peptidase activity
Source: RefSeq, a predicted model, not a curated record